GAACACAGAAAGCCAUUUUCUUUGAUACUUUUUUUGUAACAGCUUAGUUUUUACUGUGAACACAAACGCGCAUACGCAGCGGGCAAGUUUGGACAUGCCUUUUACUGUGAUCUUGUCAAAAGUGCUUGUUGCAUUGAUCGUUAAUUUCAGGAAGAGAAUUCAUCAUCACACAGAAACAGAGGCUGGAAUUUGACCAUGAAAUUUUUGAGAGCUAUUUUAUCGCUUAAGCACCUUGGAAAUAGUCGAGGAACAGGCAAACCUUCUCUUCCUCGCACCACUGGUGUCGUUUCAAAUUUGAAACCUCGCGGUUAAACUCGACGGGAACUUGCAGCUACACAUGCCAUGUUCAGGAUACGCGGUCGCACGUACUUAAGGGCUUUUACCAUAGCAGCUUGGCUUAAGAGCGAAAAAGGAAGGAAAACGUCGAUGAAGCAGACGAAGCGGUCGACGUGGGUCGAGUAUUACCGGGAUGUGGCAUUCUGCGUCUCCAUGAGGUCAAAAGACCCGAGCCUACAGGUGGGAUGCGUUACUGUGCACCCAAAAUCACUCAGGAUCUUGAGCGCUGGGUACAAUGGAUUUCCUCCCGGAACUCCAAACAAGGACGAAAACUGGAGAAAAGGUAAAAAAGAUGAUUUUGUCGUCCACGCGGAGGCCAACACUGUGCUCCUGGCAGGCCAAGCUGAUCUUGAAGGUUCAAUUGCCUUCGUUACAAUGUAUCCCUGUCGGGAGUGUGCGAAAAUGUUAAUAGCGAAGGGUGUCCGUAAGGUUUAUUAUCUUUCAUUAAAAAAAAAAUACCAAGCGGAUUCAACUGCCAUCUUUAAAGAAGCCGACGUCGAGGUCGUGCCCAUAAAGCGAGGUGAGGAUACAACGCUGGAAGACUACGGGAAUCACCUGAUCCAGAAGGUUAGCUUCGUAAUGCAACAGAACACGACACCGGGUGAACCAAAUGAUGCCUAUAAAGCCUUGAAGAAAAGCACGAAAGAACUAAGGAGCAGCGAUCUACAAAGUCCAUGGCCGAGAGAGUUAAUGGGCAAGAUCUUACUGGACAAAUGGACAGACUAUUUUCUGUUCUUGGCUCUCAUUGCCAGCACAAGAUCUUUGGAAAACCCUCAAGGAGCAAUCUUGAUAGAUUCUAAAACCUUAAAGAUAUCGGCGUUAUCGUACAACGGAUAUCCGAGAGGUGUCAGCAACGAUAACGCUGAUGACUGGAUGAAAUUGUCUGCGUUAACAAACGCCAUUUGUCUUCGAUUCAGCGAAGGACACGAUUUUAUCGCAUUUUCAACUCACUUCCCAAAGCUUCAUGAAGUAAAAAAUCUUGCACAGGCCCAGGUAAAGCGAUUGUACUUUAUAUGGCCAAAGACUCUUGAAGGGGACGACGAAAAGGCGCUGCAAAUUAUGAAAGACUCUGGAAUGGAAGUUGUGCCAAUGGAUGUUCCUGAUUUGGAAAAACUAGGAGAGGCCAUAAAAUACACCAUUGGAAGCCUGAAGGAGGCAGAGAAAGGGCUUUCCUCCGGUGAUUGGCCAAGUUACACUUGGACCGAGUAUGACUUACAACCAGAACGACACCGUUGGAAGCCUGAACAAACCCCGAAAGCUCGGACAUGCAGUGGAGCUCAUAGCACAUACCAUAAUGAUUCGAUUUAGCACCCGGGGCGCUUAUUUACUUUUGGUACCUCAAGGGAGGGCGCUUAUUCGAGACAGGGUGCUUAUUCGGGACAGGGCUCUUAUUUAAGUUUUUGAGAAACAACCAAAUGGUUAAAGCAUAACUUUA
Molecule: messenger RNA, 1771 nt
Organism: Pocillopora damicornis (cauliflower coral)
Lineage: Eukaryota; Metazoa; Cnidaria; Anthozoa; Scleractinia; Pocilloporidae
Cellular component (GO): cytoplasm
Molecular function (GO): dCMP deaminase activity; zinc ion binding
Source: RefSeq, a predicted model, not a curated record